AUGGAAUUCGUCGAACUUUUUGAGGUACAUAAAUACGUAAGGUCAUAUAAAUUUUACAAUCCAAAGUCACGAAGUCGAUCACGUUGGAUCUCUCGUUCGCCGAAAUAUUAUGGAGUAAAAAAAUCUACAAAGAAUCAUUACUAUUCUCAUCCUGCAUAUCCAAGAUAUGCUCCUCUUUACGAAGAAUCUUCAGUCUCGGACAAUCAACCAUACACGAUAAUUAUCCAGCUACCGAAACGUGAAGAAACACGUAGAAAUCAUUAUCAUGAGAAAUAUUAUGAUGGAGAUGAUGCGCAUGAUCAUGAUUACAUUGGAAAUCGACAUUAUAAUGAUCAUGACGAGGAUUUUGCUUCGAGAGCAUUUCAUAUCGGUGAGAAGAAAGUACGAAUUAAAGGUACAGAAGAUGCAGGUUCGAAGGUGCACAUAAAGAUAUCGAGAAUCGACGACGACAAAGGAAUCGUGAUAGCCGAUAAAAAUAAUAUGACCAUAUUAACGACGCCGAUAUUUUUGAACAAGAAAUUAUUACCAACUCGAACUGCAGAGACAAACUGGUUGACUUCCGAGCCACCAUUAUUUUUUCAGAGAUAUGUACAGGGAGUUUGAUCGAAUUAUUUCUACUUCGUGACGUUCAGUUAACAUUAUAUGUCAUACUUAUCCAAUAACAUUGAUGAGUAUGACAGAAACAAUCAUUUCUUUUUUUUUUUUAUCAUCGAACUCAUACGAUCUUUAUAGAGAAGACUGAAUCUUUGUUAACUCGGUAUUUUAGUUAUCGAGAAAGGAAGCUUAAACGAUAAAACAGUACAAAUUUGAUAGAUAUUUAUAUCUAAUAUUCGAAUCGACUGCAGAGUUAGGAAAAACGAGAAUCAGAUAUAGUAUGAAUUUUUAAUGGCAUAUGCUCUCUAUUUUUAUUUCGUAUAAUUUAUGCACUGUUUAUUGUUGGUCAUUUUUUUAAAUAUUAAUUUAUUGCGAAUAUUAUAUAUACCUAAAUGUAUAUUGUAUGAAAUAUGGUACGUAAAAAUUGUAUGAGAGAAUUCAGAAAUCCAGAGAUAUUAACUCCCCACUAUGAAACAUCCUUCACUCGAAGAAACAGAGAAAGAAUUGUGUCGCAAUCGGAGGAAUGGUGUAUCGAAUAUUGGCAACUAAAUAUCCUGGACGACCCAGAUUUAAGGCUGCUCCUUGCCAGGAAAUCCAUCCGCAUUUACCUAGACCUUUCUUAACGACGACGCCACAGCUAGAAAGACAUCACCGAUUCUUCGUCCUUCGGAAACGUCAGAAUACUUCGUUCUUUUCCUUUUUCCUCCAUUUACUCUUGCUGAGUCGAGUGACGAGUCGUAAUGACGACGGUAAAAAAUAGAAAAGAAUAAAAAGAGACAGAGAUACAUAUAAAAGGAAAAAAAAGAGACGAGCGGAUAGAACGAAAAAAAGGAUUCAAGGGUUAUAAUCCUUGAAGCGCCUUUUAUAUCACCAUUCCAGUAUCUCU
Vespa crabro (European hornet) is the source of this 1480-nucleotide messenger RNA. RefSeq lists its product as uncharacterized. Bases 1 to 603 code for a protein of 200 amino acids. NCBI's taxonomy places the organism in Eukaryota, Metazoa, Arthropoda, Insecta, Hymenoptera, Vespidae. The transcript is spliced from 3 exons. The record is from RefSeq and is a predicted model, not a curated record.